CAGCCAUGCAGUGAUGCUGUUGUCCCUGUGCAGACCGGGUCGACCUUUCACCUACUUUCCUUUCAGACUGACAGCUGCUGCAGGCAAACAACUGGCCGGCAUUUACAAACUACAGUUUUCAGUGCUUAUCCUAAAUCUAAGUGGGGAUCGGAUUCCAAAAUGUGGAUGAGUUCAUUUGCACGACUUGCCCGUCCUGUCCUGCAAAGGAGCGCCUCUCCAAUGGUCUGCAAGGCCCUGAGGUCUUGUCAUAGGAUGGAGCUUCCUGGAGCUGCACCAAGCUUCUGCAUAACUCCAGUUCAUGUUCGCAGCCAUCAAACCCUCGGCUCUGCCUCCCUCCCCGUGGCCUGUCACUCAGUGAGGCAUGUCCGUGUUGUGGAGGAGGAGCGGCUGAUGGUGGUGGAGUGGGAGGAUGGAGGACAGAGCUUGUACCCAUUCACCUGGUUGAGAGAUAACUGCCAGUGUCCAGUCUGCACCCUGCAAUCGGCUGAGGCGCGCUUGCUGUUGCUGGCAGACCUUGAUAUCCAUACAGGAGUGGAUUCUGUGGAGGUUACCAAAGACGGCAAAGUUUCGAUUGUGUGGCCCGAAAAACACAUGAGUGUGUUUGAUGCAGAGUGGCUAAAGAAGCGCUGUUUUUCUCCUGCUGCCAGGCAAGCAAUGCGAGAGGAACUUUUCCUUAAUGAGCGUUUUUAUUGGGACGCGUCGCUGCGUAUUCCCAGGGCUGACUUCCACGAAGUUCUCCAUGACGAUGGCGCUGCCCUCGCGUGGCUCCUGGCUCUACGCCGAGUCGGCAUCGUCCACCUAAAGGGGGCGCCUGCAGAGCAAGGCCAGGUGGCCAGACUGGCUGAGAGGAUUGGAUAUCUUAGGCUGACGUUUUAUGGGCAUACAUGGCAAGUCCAGGACAAAUCCAUGGCAAACAAUGUGGCAUACACUUCUGGGAAACUAAGCCUGCAUACAGACUAUCCUGCUUUACACUUUGCACCUGGGGUACAGUUCCUGCACUGCAUUAACCAGGCGGAGGAAGGAGGGGAGAGCGAGGUGGUGGAUGGCUUUCACAUGGCCGAGCAGCUCCAUAGAGAGGAUCCAGAGGCCUUUCGGACGCUCACCUCACUCCGCAUCGACUUCACAGACACCGGGACAGACUACUGUGACUUUAUGCUACAGUCAAAGAACCGUAUAAUCGACGUUGACUCUGAGGGUAACAUCUGCAAAAUAAACUACAACAACGCCACCAGAGACUCUGUGCUGGACGUCCCCCUGCAUCAGGUUCAACCCUUCUACAGGGCCCUGAAGGCCUAUGUGGACAUAAUGAACAGACCAGAGAACGUGGUCACCUACACCAUGGAGCCAGGAGACAUCGUGACCUUUGACAACUGGCGUCUGCUGCACGGCAGAAAGAGCUACGUGAGCAGACCAGACAGGCUGCGACACUUGGAGGGGGCCUACCUGGACUGGGACGAGGUGAUGUCUCGUCUCCGGAUUCUCCGCAGAAAUGUCCACGGGGACGUUUGAGCCUUGGACAAAAGGUCACAUUUACAUAGGAAGCCUUAAAGCCUCAAAUUAAUCUGAAACUACAACUUAAGCCACAUAUGGGUCUUAAAAAGUGCUUUAAAUGUUGAAAGAAUCAAGAUGUAACGAAUUAGACGGCAAGCUAAAAGGAAAGUCUCCAACUUUGAACUUUAUGCAACACAACAAUGCAAAGAUGAAUCGGCCUAGUUAAGAGAUUUAAAAGGUGCUUUUUCAUUUUAGAUUAAAUGCAUGUUUUAAUAUCCUUUGGGUACUUUGCAAGUAUCAUUACUAAUUUAUUUUUUAUAUCAUUCCCUUUUCUUUACAAAGUAUAUCUGGCUCAAAAUCUAUUUUUAUAAAUAUUACUUUUGUGCAUUAUUUUUGCUAAAGAUAAAUAAGUUAAACCAUACCUUAGUUUUUUUUUUUUUUAACUAAACAAAAGUUUGACAAAAAGGAAAUGGACAUUUUUAGCACUGUGCCUUUUUUGAACAUUUUAGGUCCCCUUUACAACUUUAUUUGCCAAAGUAAAUCUUAAAAGCAGUUUUUGGUGAUCUUUUAUAUAGAAGAAAAGGCUCUUACCCAUCAAAACAAUCACUUAUUCAGAUUUGUUUAACAUAAGUAGAUUACAUAAUGUAAAAAUGAUUGUUCUCUUCACCAAAUAAAUUCAGGAAAAGAUGAGAAAAAAGUGCAGGGAGUAAGCGGGCUGGAUGAAGAGACCAAAGAUCUAUUAAGCAUGUCGAUAAGCCAUUCAGGUGGCUGUAAAAAAAAAAACCAGAACAUCUAAAUGCCUGCAGGCCUCAUUUGUCUCAGGUGACAGUCGGAGGUCAUGGUCCAGUAGAGACUGCGGAAAAUAGUAAAAUCAAUGGGAAAGGUUCCAAGGUUAAGGCUUACCAAAAAACAACAAAAGCAUUCCUGAAAAUCUUAAUGAUCUCAAAAACUUCCCAAAAAAUAUUUUGAAUUGUGAAGAGAUGUGGAUAUUUAGGAAGAUUGGCCUCCAGGUGACUCUGAAACAGGGUGGUGGUGGUAUGAUGGGCAGGAUCUGCUUUAAUAUAGGAAAUACUUUCCUGAAGGAAAUUGCCUCAGAAGUUCAUGACUUUAAGCUUAAGAAAAGGACAGGGACCCAAAGCACAGCAGCAAAUUCAACUCCAAAUGACUAAAGAGUGGCCUGGACUUGAAACUAAUAAAAAAAUGUGCUAUUGCAUAAAGAGACCUUGUGUCCCCAAACUCUCUGAUGUUCUUGAAUUAAAAACCAUCCAGCAAAGAAGCAGGAGGCAAAUUUCUGCAGAGAUGUGAAAAUCCACUCGAUGCCGUUUUGUUCCAACAAGGGAAGCAGAACCUUUAGGGGGCCGAUACUUCAUGAUGGACCUGGAGGGUUUGGAUUUAUUUUUUUUUUCCACUUUUGACACAAAAACUGCUUUUCCUAUUUACUUAUGUCACCUUUAUCUUCUAUUGAAAUUAAAAGGCACAUCAGCAGAUCUUUUGAAAGGCUUUGCAGGCCAGUAUGGUUACAAAUGGGAUAUUUUCACAGCAUUAGUAAAUUAAGUCAUUUAAUCUUAGAUGUGAACUUUAUUUUGUCACAAAAAUGUACAUUUCUGCCUGUUAA
Messenger RNA from Cyprinodon variegatus (sheepshead minnow), 3106 nucleotides. RefSeq names its product butyrobetaine (gamma), 2-oxoglutarate dioxygenase (gamma-butyrobetaine hydroxylase) 1 (gene bbox1). The coding region runs from base 160 to 1509 and encodes 449 amino acids. Gene Ontology annotation, molecular function: iron ion binding; gamma-butyrobetaine dioxygenase activity. The transcript has 8 exons. Lineage: Eukaryota; Metazoa; Chordata; Actinopteri; Cyprinodontiformes; Cyprinodontidae. Gene Ontology annotation, biological process: carnitine biosynthetic process. Gene Ontology annotation, cellular component: mitochondrion. The record is from RefSeq and is a predicted model, not a curated record.